GGGCGCUGCACGCUCGUCGCCUUCUGCUGCCUGCAGCUGGUGGCUGCAUUGGAGCGGCAGAUCUUUGACUUCCUGGGCUAUCAGUGGGCUCCUAUCUUAGCCAACUUCCUGCACAUCAUGGCCGUCAUCCUGGGCAUCUUCGGCACCGUGCAGUACCGCUCCCGGUACCUCAUUCUGUAUGCAGCCUGGCUGGUGCUCUGGGUCGGCUGGAAUGCAUUUAUCAUCUGCUUCUACCUGGAGGUUGGACAGCUGUCCCAGGACCGGGACUUCAUCAUGACCUUCAACACGUCCCUGCACCGCUCCUGGUGGAUGGAGAAUGGGCCAGGCUGCCUGGUGACACCUGUCCUGAACUCCCGCCUGGCCCUGGAAGACCACCAUGUCAUCUCUGUCACCGGCUGCCUGCUUGACUAUCCCUACAUCGAAGCACUCAGCAGUGCUCUGCAGAUCUUUCUGGCUCUGUUCGGAUUCGUAUUCGCCUGCUACGUGAGCAAAGUGUUCCUGGAGGAGGAGGACAGCUUUGACUUCAUCGGUGGCUUUGACUCCUACGGAUACCAGGCGCCCCAGAAGACGUCGCAUUUACAACUGCAGCCUCUAUACACGUCGGGGUAGCUUCUGCGGUGCUCCAGCUAGGACGCCGCGUGCUUGCUGGCUGGACUGAAGCUGUGGCCGCCAGCUCAGGCCGAAAUGACAGGCGCGCCCCCUGGCGGCUAGCGGGCCGACUGCAGCCUGCUCUGGCUGGGUCCGCCAUGGACAUGGACUUGGCCCUUUGCAGCCCCACUCCAAGGGUGGGGCGGGCCGGGCGGGGGAGGGGAAUCGCGGGUUUGUAUUUUUUUUAUCUCAGCCUUGGUGUGCGCCUGGGCCUCCCUCCCUUCUCCAGACUCUUCCUUUCGAAGCUCCUUCACCCAACUUCUGGUCCCCUGUCCAGAGAGAAAUGGCAUUCACCCCAUCUUACCACACUCAUUCACCAGCCCUGGGGAGAGUUACUGUGACCUAAAAGCAGAAGUCCUGGGUUCCAAUUGCAGCUGUGUCACUGACUCUCUGUGUGACAUCUGGCAAGGCCCUUGGCCUCUCUGGGCCUCAGUUUCCCUCAAAUCAUUAAAACAAUCUCUUAGCAGAUGGAA
Molecule: messenger RNA, 1121 nt
Organism: Suricata suricatta (meerkat)
Lineage: Eukaryota; Metazoa; Chordata; Mammalia; Carnivora; Herpestidae
Gene: NKAIN1
Product: sodium/potassium transporting ATPase interacting 1
Exons: 7
Biological process (GO): regulation of sodium ion transport
Source: RefSeq, a predicted model, not a curated record